CUUCUCUUCUCUUCCAGUGUAUGAUCACAGAAUGGAUGACCUAAGUGAUUUCCUGAGACAAAGGAAUAUUCCAGAGGAAACUAUCGAGACCAUGCUGAAAGAAAAGAUUGAUACCAACGUCAUCCAGCUCAUGACAGAUGAAGAGCUAAAGAAUUACUUGCCAUCGUAUGGAGAUCGCAUAGCCCUAUUAGGAUAUUGUAAAAGGAAGGAAAAUGGCCCCCUAAGCAGUCGCAAAUCAAAACUGUUUGAGCGCCUGAAAUCAAAGCUGGGUAAAAGAAAAACUGCUCAUGAAGAUGGUUGUGGUAUGGAAAAUGAAGAGCAAUCUGAAACAACUGUAAAGAAGAAUGCUCUGAAGCCCAAGAGAAAAAUAGAAAUAGGUUGGAUGCUUUAUGAUGAAGAACAACAGGCUUUUAAACAAGUAAGAGCAAGAAGAGGUGGUGGAACUAGGAAGGUUGAAAUAUCAAAGGAUGCUAAAAAAAGUGAGCUAAUCCAGAUGGCUAUUGGCCUUUUCUUUCCAAAUGGAAGAAAUAGAGAAGGGUGCAUAGCAGAUUUUGAAAUAGAUCUAAAAGAUUAUCAGGAAGUGGCAAUUGAUGACAACAUCACUGUUGGACAAAUGUUUCAUGUUACAAAACUUAGUAUUCUCAGGUUUUAUCUGACCACUCACAAAAAGAAGGCUAACCAGUCAAUCGGUCAAGAUGAAGUUAUGUCUUCACCAUUGUUUCAGGAUCAAGACAGUUCUCUUAGUCAGCCCUCCUCUUCAUCUGCUGUAAAUGUUGCAACGACCAGCCAAUCUACAAUAUCCACAGCAUCAUGGCAGUCAGACUUCAGCAGUGUUGACAAAGAGGAAUUGAUAGAGAUUCUUGAUAACCACAGUUGCAGACGAAUGCCCACUGCCAGCAAUGUUCUGUACAGGUUCGGAUCUAUUCCUGGAUAA
This is a messenger RNA of Cyprinodon tularosa, 934 nucleotides long. RefSeq lists its product as uncharacterized. Lineage: Eukaryota; Metazoa; Chordata; Actinopteri; Cyprinodontiformes; Cyprinodontidae. The record is from RefSeq and is a predicted model, not a curated record. Bases 32 to 934 code for a protein of 300 amino acids. The transcript has 4 exons.